UAUUCGUCGCGGAUGAAGCCGCACUGCACGCUCUGUCACAGAAAGGAACGCUCGUCCGCUGCCCACACGUGCACUCGUCGGCAGCUCGCUUUGACGAGCUUCGACGACAGACAGUGGCUUCACGGUCGCUCCUCCCCCGACCCGAUGCGUUACACCGACCCUGGUGCGUGUGGUAGACACGCCCUGGUGAAGCCACCCCGCGAGGUGCCGUCGGAAGCUCGGAGACCAUCUUCGCGGAUACCUUACCCGUGGCUUUCUUAGCGGACGCGCCCUCACUCUUGGACCCGGAGUGUUUGCGGAAUUGGACGACCGCGAUGAAGCCCGUGGACGACGGCCAGUCCGAACCGCCUCCUGGCGCAGGGCCCAACAUGAUCCGACGCCUGAGCAAGACCGACCGGUACGACCUGAGACACGAGUCCCCGACUUCGCAUCAGAGGCCCGUGUUUACCCAGCCACACUUUGACAGCGAGUUUGCGGGAAUCCCAAAGGAUAAGGUACCAAUAUCCGACCGCAUCGUCAGCUCACUGCGGAAACGAUGGCACGUGAAGCACAUCCCAAAGAAGUUGCUUGGCCUCUUUCCUAUCAUCAGCUGGGUUCGUGCAUAUAACUUCAAGCAAUGGAUCAUCUCGGACAUCAUAGCAGGAAUAUCAGUUGCUAUAUUUCACGUUCCCCAGAGUUUCGGUUACUCCCUCCUCGCCAGUGUACCUGCGGUCAACGCCCUCUACACUGCCAUGUUUCCCAUGCUGAUGUACACAAUCUUCGGAACUUCCAGGCAUCUCUCGAUUGGCGCUUUCGCUGUAGUCUGCAUGAUGACAGGAGCCGUCGUGGAGCAGUACAAGGAAGAGUUCGGUGCAGCUGAGGUUGCUUCAACGCUGAUGUUUUUCGUUGGAUUGUAUCAGCUUGCCCUCGCUUUCUUGAAUCUCGGAGGCCUCAGCGUGUUCCUAUCCGAGCAGUUCGUCAGUGGCUUCACUGCUGGCGUGUCUGUCCACAUAGGCUCGAGCCAACUGGGCAGCCUGUUCGGCAUUCCCGUCGGCCACUUCUCUGGACCGUUUCUGCUUAUUAGGCUCUACGAUGCCUUCAUCAGGCUCCUCCCGGACACGCAUUUGCCCACACUGGGAAUGUCGGCGUGCUGCAUUUUCCUCUUGCUCUUCGUUAAGCUGGCCAUUGACCCCUUCGUGGAGCGAAUGAUAAAGAUACCCGUGCCCAUCGAGAUGAUACUGUGCUCGUGUUGUCUCUUCACGUCAUCGGCCUAUGCAAUGAUAUCGCUCAAUAUCUGGGUGUACAUCCAUGGACGUUUUGCUUCCAGGUUUCCGACGAUGGGUCUGCCCGACCUGAACCUGUCUCUUGUGACGAAAGUGGUCGUGCCGGCCCUCACCAUUGCGAUCGUGUCGUUUGCUGUCACGGUGUCCUUGGGUCGCAUCUUCGCCAGAAACCACGGAUACGAGGUUGUGCCAAACCAGGAACUGCUGGCGCUUGGUAUGUCGAACUUUUUCGGAAGUUUCCUCGACUGCGUUCCGAGUGGCGCUUCUGUACCACGAAGUUCCAUUCAAGAUAACAGUGGCGGAAAGUCGCAGCUCGUUAGUAUCAUCAACACUGUGCUGAUUGCCGUGACACUCCUGUACCUCGGAAGCUACCUUGGAAAGCUGCCUGUGGCGGUGCUCGCAUCGAUCAUCUUUGUAUCGUUGAAGAAGGUCUUCAUGCAAGUCAGAGAUUUCUACAACUACUGGAAGAUCUCCAAGAUUGACGGACAAGUUUGGCUCGUGACUUUCUUCUCGACAGUAUUCGUGGAGGUGCAACUCGGUUUGGUCAUCGGAGUAGUCUACUCACUGUUGACUCUGGUCUACAAGAUUCAGAGGCCAAGUACAUGCAUACUCGGACAAAUUCCCAACACUGACUACUUCGUCCCGUUAAAGAAAUAUGGAAUGGCCCAAGAAGUUCCCGGUGUAAAGGUGUUCCAUUUCGGUGGGCCCAUACACUUCGCCAACGCGGAAUUCUUCAGAGCAGAACUUUCCCGGAGAACGCUCAUCCAAGUGCGCAAAGUGCUUGCAGCACGGAAAAAUGGUACCGCCACGACCGGUCAACCACUGUGCUGGAUAAACGCCGUGGAUCCAAGCCCACCAAUGUACGACGAGCUGAGAAAUUCUAUUGCCAGCUUGCCAUCAAUGAACUUGCAGACUAAAGUACGCGUCGACGGCGAUUCUUCUUCGGCUUCGUCGCUGUCCGGCCCGCCGACACCUGCGAACACUCAACUUCCCAGCCACAUCGUGCUGGACUUCUCUCGGGUCACUUUCGUGGAUGGCUCCAGUUCAGUUGUCCUGAAGCAGGUUCUGAAGGAGUAUAGGAGCAUCAAUAUUGUCAUAUACAUUGCGUGCUGUUCUGCCCCCGUGUAUUCGAUGCUCAAAAAGGGUAAAGUUCUGGAAGAAAUUGCAGCUUCCAACUUCUACCCUUCCGUGCAUGACGCUGUUAUGCACGUAGGAAAACGAGAAAACGAGCCACCAUAUGCCUUCGCAACUAUAUGAAGGUGAACGGAUGGACACGAACUAAGAUUCCCUGCGUCUACCUCGCAAGCGGAGGAGUUGUACAUACAGCACUGAAACCAAAGACGCUAUUGACUUGUCUUUUGACAGAAAAAAAGACAUACUCCAGCGACUUUCGUAGUCAUUCAUGACAAACCACACUUGGCGAACAUGAUUCCUGCACGUCUUCAGUACUUUUAAUUGCAUUAGGUAUAUCAUCAACUAAUUUUAACAUCCGCAUGUUUUUACGCAAUACGUGGCCUUGUAGCCCUCCUAAUGUGUAGAGGGAAACUUGGAUUAUCUGCGCAAUAAAAAGACGGGGUGACAAUAAACUGUCUCUCACGACUAUCGG
This is a messenger RNA of Rhipicephalus microplus (southern cattle tick), 2868 nucleotides long. Its product is annotated as prestin. Gene Ontology annotation, biological process: transmembrane transport. Gene Ontology annotation, cellular component: membrane. The record is from RefSeq and is a predicted model, not a curated record. Lineage: Eukaryota; Metazoa; Arthropoda; Arachnida; Ixodida; Ixodidae.